Somion occarium is the source of this 2288-nucleotide messenger RNA. Lineage: Eukaryota; Fungi; Basidiomycota; Agaricomycetes; Polyporales; Cerrenaceae. The record is from the annotation of a GenBank genome assembly.
GACCCGUCACCGACGCUUGCUUUGUUCUCAUCGUCUAACACAGCGAGGAAGCUAUGUAUCUUUGUCCCCUCCUCCUCUUGUCGGCUGCUCAGGAAGAGAUAAUUAAUGUGAUCGUGACCUGCGGGGAAGUCUCGGACCGCGCCUGAACCUAUCUACACCAACAACUUCCUCCGUGUGUGCAGUAAUACGGUCCGGACUCAAUGUCCUCCUGAGGCCUUUAUAAGUGCAGCGUCGUUUAUGGCGGAACCUACUACUUCCGCUCUUUAGUGUCUCUCGCCUUGAUGUCGAACUUUGCCAACACCACGCGCUUUGCUUCCAACCCGAUUGCUACCAAAGGGGACCUCAGCAAGUUCCUCAUCGGGCUUCUUGACCCGCUUGCGCAUCAUACCUCUCCUGGUGGCGCCCGCAUUCAUAUUGGAUUUACUGGUACUCACUAUGAUGAGGCAGCCGCUCAGCUGGAAGGCUUCUCGAGACCCAUCUGGGGUCUAGCAUCGCUCCUCGCUGGUGGCGGUACCUACGAAGGGACGGAGCGAUGGGUGAGAGGAUUCAACAACGGAACGAAUCCCGACUAUGAAGAAUUCUGGGGUAAUAUGAAGAAUAAAGAUCAGCGCAUGGUCGAGUGCUCUGCAAUUGGUUUCGCCCUUUCUGUGGCGAAACAGCAGCUUUGGGACGCGUUGGAGGAUAAUGGUAAACGCAACCUAGAGAACUGGCUUGGUGGUAUGAAUGACAAGGAAAUGCCCAACACCAACUGGCUGUGGUUCAGAGUAUUCUCUAAUCUCGGUCUUUCCAAGGUGGGCUCGCCGAAGUUUGAUGCGAAACGCAUGAAGGCGGAUCUCGAUCAUCUCGACACAUUCUACAUAGGCGAUGGCUGGUCAAGAGAUGGACCAGAGGGAGUUGUCCAAUUAGAUUAUUAUUCAUCUUCCUUCGCCAUCCAGUUUGCGCAGCUGGUGUACUCUAAAUUGGCACAGGCCGAGGAUCCUGAACGGUGUGAAGAAUUCAAGAAUCGUGCGCGUUUAUUUUCGCAGGAUUUCGUGCGUUACUUUGAUCCUGAAGGUCGUGCUAUUCCUUUUGGACGCAGUUUGACCUAUCGCUUUGCUAUGUCCUCAUUUUGGGGUGCAGUAGCGUUCGCAGACCUCGAAUUGCCCGCCCCAUUGACAUGGGGAGUUGUCAAAGGCUUGCAGCUACGCAACAUCCGGUACUGGGCCAAACAGCCUGGCGCAUACAAUACGGAUGGGACUUUGACCAUUGGAUACUGCUAUCCCAACCAGAGCAUGACAGAGAAUUAUAAUUCACCUGGCAGCCCUUACUGGUGCUGCAAAUCCUUCAUUACGUUGGCUCUUCCCGAGUCACACCCAUUCUGGGCUUCCCGGGAAGAGCCUUAUCCCCUCUCCUUGCUCAACACAGUCAAAUUCAUGCCGAAACCCUUACACAUUGCUUCCAAUCUCUCGGGGCAUACGUUCCUACUUUCAUCAGGUCAACAAUGUUCCUACCCAGUAAAGAACACUGCAGCCAAGUAUGGUAAAUUUGCGUAUUCAUCCGCAUUCGGGUACAGCGUCGCAGUCGGAAAUGGCACAUUGGAAGAAAUUGGCGGAGACAACGCUCUUGCUCUGAGCGACGAUGACGGCGAGACCUGGAAGUGCCGCAUUAAAACUAGAGAAGCCAGGAUUGAAGGGGGAGUAUGGCUUCGAUCGAUGUGGUAUCCAUGGAAGGAUGUCCAGGUUGAGACCUGGCUGAUUCCUCCUACUAAAGAGGCACCUUCAUGGCAUCUCCGUAUCCACAGGAUACGAACCGGCAGGAAACUCAUCUCGGCUGAGGGUGGAUUCGCCAUCUAUGGACAAGGUGUGAAUGACAGAGCGUUGGAACCUUCGACUGGUGAGACGUUUGGAACCCUGGAGAAUGAAGGAGAGGCCCGAGCCGCAAGCAAGGCUGGCGUUUCCGGUAUUGCUGAACUUGGUGGCAAGGAGUCGAGGAAAGGCAAGGCGUUGCGAACGGACGCGAAUACUAACCUCAUGGUUCCUAGGGCGGUACUUCCUACCCUCAUGGACGAACAUGCGGCGGACCCCGAGCAAGAUGUUUGGUUGGUAACGGGUGUGUUUGGACUGCCGAGUGCAGAUGGUGAGGAAAGUGCGAGAGCUGGCUGGGAGGAGGAAUGGAAGAAGAGACCUGCAGUGCCUGAGGAUCGGUUGCCUCACUCGUUCAUUAGUUCUCGUCGUACAUCUAGCGUGUAAAACAUUGUAUUCAUGAACAUGAGUGCAUGUAUGAAUGAAUAUAAGCGACCGUUAUCAUGC